This is a messenger RNA of Lactuca sativa (garden lettuce), 528 nucleotides long. The record is from RefSeq and is a predicted model, not a curated record. Lineage: Eukaryota; Viridiplantae; Streptophyta; Magnoliopsida; Asterales; Asteraceae.
AUGGCAGCAGCCACAACGGCGGUUACUGCUGUUUGGAAGAUAGCAGGAUCGUACUUAGGAGGUGGUGGCGGCGGCGGAUUCGUUGGAGGGUUGUUUUUCUAUCUGUUGGACUUCUUUGGAGUGCUUCCAUCACUACUUCCGAUCUUUGCAUACUAUUUCCAAAAUUUGUAUAUGCAGAUUCAAGUCAGCAGAGCUAGAAAGAAGUAUAAUGUUUCAUACCCAGCACUCUACGCCACUAAAGGAGAUACCAAGGAUUACAAACUCUUCAACUGUAUUCAGAGAGGGCAUCAGAAUUCGUUGGAAUCUCUGACGAUCUUCUUUGUUUUGAUGGUUUUGGGAGGAUUUAAACACCCACUUAUAUUUUCAACUUUGGGAUUAGCGCACACAGUUACUCGGUCUUUCUAUUUCAAGGGUUACUCCUCCGGUGAUCCUAAGGGACGUCUCCCGAUUGGGUAUGUGAAUUCUAGUGAUAAACCCUUAGGAUUCAACGUUCUUGAAAAAGCAAAGAUAAAUUGCGAUCCAAAUUGA